This is a messenger RNA of Xyrauchen texanus (razorback sucker), 2230 nucleotides long. Its product is annotated as speckle-type POZ protein-like B. The record is from RefSeq and is a predicted model, not a curated record. Gene Ontology annotation, molecular function: ubiquitin protein ligase binding. The coding region runs from base 415 to 1593 and encodes 392 amino acids. The transcript is spliced from 13 exons. Gene Ontology annotation, biological process: proteasome-mediated ubiquitin-dependent protein catabolic process; regulation of proteolysis. Gene Ontology annotation, cellular component: nucleus; cytoplasm. Lineage: Eukaryota; Metazoa; Chordata; Actinopteri; Cypriniformes; Catostomidae.
CAGGCAGCGCUAUGAGAGACAGAGAGAAAAAACAGCACUUAUCUGUAAAGAAAGGCUCAAAAGUUCACUCCUUUUGCACAAAAUCCUUCUUACGACUCACUCAGGUCAUAUGUCUAACCGUGGUUCUUUGUCUGUGACGCGGAGUGUCUAAAAGGGUUCGUUGAGUCUCUGCCGAGCGUGACAUCCCACAGAACUUCCCACGUCUGCCAAGUGCUUCACUCUGGAAGAACUUCCACAAGUGGGAUUCACCAGUUUCAGAGAGAGAGCCUACUCUGCUAGUCAUUGUUUCCUGUCACUCUUACGGUUGUCUCCGAGCUUGACCCCGGGAUGACAUGGAAAAAAGUCCUGCUGAUCUCUGAACACAAGGCCGGGCAGUGAGCUAAAUCAGGGGUGUAGACGGGUGGGAUACGGGCCAUGUCACGGGUUCCCACACCCCCUCCCCCAGGGGAAAUGACAUCGGGACCUGUGGCAGAGAGCUGGUGUUAUACGCAGGUAAAAGUGGUGAAGUUUUCUUACAUGUGGACCGUAAACAACUUCAGCUUUUGUCGGGAGGAGAUGGGCGAAGUCAUAAGGAGCUCGACCUUCUCUUCUGGCCCCAAUGACAAGAUGAAAUGGUGUUUGAGAGUGAACCCAAAGGGUCUGGAUGACGAGAGUAAAGAUUAUCUCUCUCUCUACUUACUGCUUGUCAGUUGCCCAAAAAGCGAAGUGAGAGCAAAGUUCAAGUUUUCCUUACUGAACGCCAAACGAGAGGAAACUAAAGCCAUGGAAAGCCAAAGAGCGUACCGCUUCGUCCAGGGGAAGGACUGGGGCUUCAAGAAGUUCAUCAGGCGAGAUUUUUUACUAGAUGAAGCAAAUGGACUUCUUCCAGAUGACAAGCUCACUUUGUUUUGUGAGGUGAGCGUGGUCCAGGACUCGGUAAACAUCUCUGGCCAGUCUAACACAAACAUGCUGAAGGUUCCGGAGUGUCAGCUCUCAGAUGAUCUGGGUAACCUGUGGGAAGGCUCCAGGUUCACCGACUGCAGCUUGUUCGCGGGAGGACAGGAGUUUAAAGCGCAUAAAUCCAUACUGGCAGCGAGGUCGCCGGUUUUUAAUGCCAUGUUUGAACACAAAAUGGAGGAGAGUAAAAAGAACCGUGUUGACAUCAGUGAUGUGGAACCAGACGUGUUUAGGGAAAUGAUGGUAUUUAUUUACACUGGUAAAGCUCCUCACCUGGAGCAAAUGGCCGACAACCUGUUAGCUGCUGCAGACAAGUACGCUCUGGACAGAUUAAAGGUAUUAUGUGAAGAGGCUCUCUGUAACAGUUUGUCUGUAGAGAACGUGGCCGACAUCCUCAUUCUGGCCGACUUGCACAGCGCAGAGCAGCUUAAAACACAAGCCAUAGACUUCAUUAAUAGAUGCAGCGUUCUCCGACAGUUGGGCUGUAAAGAUGGAAAGAACUGGAAUAGCAAUCAUGCAGCAGAUAUAAUGGAGACGGCCGGCUGGAAGGCGAUGAUUCAGUCCCAUCCUCACUUAGUGGCCGAGGCGUUCCGUGCUCUCGCAUCGGCUCAGUGCCCCCCGUUUGGUCCGCCUAGGAAACGACUGAAACAGUCCUGACCUUUGCCCUCACAGACUGCAUAGGACACCACACGUGAGGAGGCGACUUCCUCCCCUCCCUUUUGGCUCUUCACUCGUCCGUCGCCCUCACCAGAGACACAAUGGAGGAACCACAGUAUUCUCGGCUAGCUCCGGAGGAAGAAGAAAUGGACUGCAGUGGACGCGCUCAUGCCUCGCCCAACGAGUCAUUUAAAAAAUGGCCUUGCAGGAUGUGCCCCGUGUGUCUGCUGCAACUGAUCCCAGACCUGUCUGGAUUGCACUAGCCCCACAUAAUGCAGUAGUUUUAACAUGGUGGUGUUUAGGACCUUCUGUGAUACGUGUGCUCAAGGGGGGGAGGGUUGCACCGGUCAAAGUAUACACUUGUUAAACGUAUAACCACGCACAAGCAUCGAGCGCAAACAUGUCUCCACUGACACUUUUUAAAGUGAUGAUUUUGCCCAUAUUGCCGGCAGAACGUCUCAUCAUCAUCAUUAAAAUCGGCGUAAGUAUUAAUUGAGGUCGUGCUGUAGAAUACUUGGUGCGUUGUGAUGCGAUUCACAUUGAGUGUUACACAAAAACGGCUAAAGAUGUCGAUAUUUUGCACCAACUUAAAACUAUUCGGUACAAAUGAAAAAUAGUUUACAGAAUUUAUUUUCCC